GCCUUACGUUAGUUUGUCAGUAGUUCUCCAGGCAACAGACUGGAACAGCAUUUACAAGCAUGACGUCAACAGAGAGUGGAUACGCCACUGUAUGUGUGGCGGAGGGUGCUUUACGCGGCCGCGUAAGCGCUACAGUGACUGGCUGCAAGUACUACAGCUUUCAGGGCGUGCCGUAUGCUCGGCCGCCAGUGGGACAGCUGCGGUUCAAGCCGCCGCAGCCCCCUGAGCCAUGGACAGGCACCAGAGACGCUACCAAGGAGGGCAACGUGGCACCGCAGCUGAACUCUUUCACAGGGCAGUACGUGGGCGACGAGGACUGCCUCUUCCUUAACGUCUACACAACAAAGCUUCCAGAAAAUGUGGACAGCGAACGUAUGCCGGUGAUGGUGUGGAUUCACGGCGGCAGCUUCACUUCCGGCUCCGGCAACGCAGACCGUUUCGGGGCUGACCACCUGCUGCCGCACGGCGUGGUGGUCGUCACCGUCAAUUACCGGCUGGGCGUCCUGGGCUUCCUCAGCACGCAGGACUCCGUGCUGCCCGGCAACCUCGGCCUCAAGGACCAGGUGGCGGCGCUGCGCUGGGUGCGCUGCAACAUCGCCGCGUUCGCCGGAGAUCCCGACAACGUCACCAUCUUUGGCGAAAGCGCUGGCGGUGCCUGUUGCCAUUUGCACCUCUUCUCUCCAAUGACAAAAGGGCUGUUUCACCGGGCCAUCCUCCAGAGCGGAGCCUUCACGCCGCUAAGCCUGGUCAUCCCUUCCAGGGAAAGGAGCUUCCGGCUGGCCAGGCAUCUGGAACUGCCGGCUAACAGCUCGCAGCAGCUCCUCGAUUCGUUGAUGAAGGUGCCCGCCAGGACGCUGGUGGAAAACAUUCUCGAGGCUCGCUCACACGAGGAAAAACUGCGGCUAGACAUGAGCCCAUUCCGUCCUGUUCUGGAACCUACCGACGCAGAGGGCGGGGCCUUCAUCAGCGAAGAGUUCGAAGAUGUGUUGGCUAAGGGCCAACGCAGCUUGGUACCGGUCAUCAUGGGAGUAAAUUCGAUGGAGGGCUUGUAUCAAAUAGCCGACCUUCGUCGCAGUAAAGAGGCCUUGGAUGCUUUUAACGAGGACUUAGAAAUCGUACUCCCUACUAACGCUAAAAUCAGUCCGCAAGAUCGAACAAACGUGGCAAAGAGCAUGAGAAGCUUUUAUUUUGGUGAUAAGAAGUUGAGCGAAGAGACAAUGCAGCAAUUCGCUGAGAUGAAGGGUGACCUCUGGUUCGUGUACCCUACACUCAGAGCAGCGAAGAAACUGUCCACAACUCCAGGCGCAAAGCCCGUUUACCUGUACGUGUUCGACGUUGAUGGACGACUGAACGUGUACAAGACCCUAUUGCGCUUGCAGCAGUAUAAAGGUGCUUGUCACGGAGACGAACUGAUGUACUUGUUCAGAUCAUCGAAGCGGCCCAUAGAUGUUGAAGCUGGAUCCGUGGAAGCGAAGACAAUUAACAGAAUGACGCGACUCUGGACAAAUUUUGCUAAAACUGGGAACCCAACACCGACCUCCACAGACGAAGAGCUGGCCGCCACAUGGCCAGCGUUUACCGAGGGCGUUCCCAACUACUUGCACAUCGCCAACAGUGGCCUCACCGUCAAGCAGAGUCCGUUCAAGAGCAGAAUGGAUUUUUUGGAGAGUAUCUACAAAUAAAUUUCCACUCUGUACUUGACCACUACGUACUGGCAACAUUAAUACGAAAUUUCUACUGAUAGCUAUAACUGAAAUCAUCCCAAGCUCACGUUGUAAUUGAGGAGUUGCAUACAAUAACAGCAGACGUAGAUUUACGUUUUCUGAAGAAGCAAAAAUGUCAACUCAUUAUCUGAAAAAAGCUCAUCAAUAAAUAGUAAAAUAAGGUAAAAUAUUAUCCUCAUUUCUAUCUGAUUACGAUAUAAACAAUUUCAAAAAAAGUCUUCAAGGUAUUCUGCAGUUGUAGGUAUGCAUCAAAACAGAAUUACCUAGCAUACGCUUUUGUUGCAAUGAAUGUAGGCGAGGUCUGUUUUUACUUCUGGUUUAUUAUGAAAAGUCAGUUAGGUUGCGGUAUAUUGCAGCUUAAAGGUUACGAUUAUAUUUACAAAUAAUUACUCUUCAAAUUUUCAAGUUUUACCAAUUUGAUACUUAUAUUUAUCCGCAUAUUCAUCAUCAGGAAUUUCAACCUUACUGGACGGAACUAGUACUUUCUAACACCACUCCUCAUUUUCAGAUUUCAAAUAUAUAAUGAUGUGCAGUACUUCAUCUCUUUUUUGUGCUGUUACUCCUGGUUUUCCUACAUCACCCAAUGUGAUAUCUGUGUAUUUGAUACACUGAAACCUUACAUUGAAGAAUAAAAGUGGAUGGUAUAUGGAAAAAUAGGACUCUGAAUCCAGUAUCCUUAUAAAAAAUAUUUGCAGAUUUCUGAAUACAAAACUUGUAUCCGUUAGCAGGCAGGCAAUCUUAAAAACUUUGGACUGACCGCUGACGCUCAGUCUUUGAUUAAGGACGCAGGCAUAGAUGUAUGCAAUGAUUGUGGUUGUUUUCUGCUUUCUUUCAUAAUGUUCUCGUACCACUUCACUAUUUGUAUAUUCUCUACUUGUUUUAAUAGCUUCCCAUAUUUAUCAAAAUUUCUGUCACACAGACUGUAAGAAUGUCUUGUUACAAGGAAAAUGUGUUCCACAUCUACUUUCAAAAGUUUUGAAAGUUUUGACAGCGAAGCAUAGAACUUUAACAUUACACUACUUUUGUUCUGCAGCACCCCGCCCCCCUCCCGUAAAUCUGAGAAGAAAAUUAUUUUAUUUGUAUGUGACAUUUCUCCAAAUUCAGAUAUAAUAAAAUUAAGCAUAAAAGAAUUUUUGUUUGGAUUUUGUUUGUGUUCAAACUUUAAAAAGCGAAAGAAAAAAGUGCUAACAUCGUUAUGACAAUGUACACGAUGAGACUGUAAAGGAACAGCAACGUUUUGUAGAACUAAGCAGUUACAUUUAGACAGGGAAUGGGAGAUUUCGAGUAUAAU
Messenger RNA from Schistocerca cancellata (South American locust), 3015 nucleotides. RefSeq names its product esterase FE4-like. The record is from RefSeq and is a predicted model, not a curated record. The transcript has 9 exons. Bases 60 to 1682 code for a protein of 540 amino acids. Lineage: Eukaryota; Metazoa; Arthropoda; Insecta; Orthoptera; Acrididae.